CGUUGCGUUGUUGCCUGCCGUGGCAAGAGUUAUGAAAAAUAUUACUUAGACUCUACUAAAGGCUCCUCUGAUGCAGGAUGUUGAAUGUGUUUGUUAAAACUCAAGAAAAGGAAGCAGAUACCACGAGCCACAAGUCAUGAAGAGCCACAUGAAGAAAUGUAUGAUUGUGUGAUCUUAUGGUGCAACCAUGACGAGAGCAGCACUCGUAAAACUCCUCAUCCUCGUGAUCCUUGCCUUUAUCAUCUGCCUCCCAGAAUUCUUCACAUUGUAUAAAGUAUUAAAAGUGAAAUUCCUCUGCUUUCCCUACCGACCCUGUGAGCGAGGGAAUCAGGUGAAGAAGGGGGAAAAUGGGAAGCUUGGGGAUGCUGAAAGUAGGAGAAAGGAUAUGUGCAUCCCUUCGCAGACUCCAGGAAGUGAAAAGUGGGAGCAGGCCUGCACAGAAGAGCUUCAAAACAACACUACAGAUCCUGAGUCAGACUACAAGAGAGGAGAAGUAGACCCAGAAAAGAGCUGGUUCAUGUGUGAAACAGAUAUGGACAUGACAGAAAUACAAAGCAACAUCUCAUCUUCAGCUUUAAAAGUACAUUUGGAGAUGUCAGUGGAGCUUCAACUCAGAGAUGCAGAGACCCUGAAUCUCACCUUGUACAGCCGCAGUAAUCACAGCUCCUUACACCUCCACCCACCUGAGGAGGGGGAAGAAGAGGAGGAGAAGGAGAGGGAUGAUAAAGGACAGAGAAAGGCAUUUUACUGCUGUCUCCCUGUCCCGCCCACCUCGGAGUCAGCCAAUCAAAGCCGUUGUCUCCUUUGGCUCGCCAAUCAAACAGUUUUGACUGCAACAGCAAAGGAAAGGCUGCUAUGGAAACGGAAAGAUGAGUGGCAGUGUAUGUUCAGGGUGAUCUGGCUGGCUCUGCUGUGUUUGGUGAUGCUGACUAUAGUCACGACUGUGCUCGGACAAAUUUACUUUAGGGGACACCUGUGCAAAAAGCCCAAGGUACAGACUAUUGGUUACAACAUCACUGGCCAGCAGUUGAACGAUGGUGAGAAACACUCAGAGAUCAUCCUUUCCAAAGGGAUGAUCCCUCAGUCCUAUCAGUCCCGACCUUGGUCAGGACUGUCACCCAUUCAAGAAGUUGACACUCAAGAUGAGAUAGAAACUCUGCUGGACGGAAAUGUCGACCACUGCUAUACAGCACAUCUGCAUCAUCGCUGCCAUCCCGCCACAUCCUUCACAGAGGAGCAGGCCUGAUGACAGAGGAGCAACCAGAGGAGCACACAAAUGGCCUCAGAGUGGACUGGAUAAAAAUAAAAA
Messenger RNA from Epinephelus moara (kelp grouper), 1309 nucleotides. RefSeq lists its product as uncharacterized. The transcript has 10 exons. Lineage: Eukaryota; Metazoa; Chordata; Actinopteri; Perciformes; Serranidae. The record is from RefSeq and is a predicted model, not a curated record. Bases 188 to 1246 code for a protein of 352 amino acids.